This is a messenger RNA of Fraxinus pennsylvanica, 327 nucleotides long. Lineage: Eukaryota; Viridiplantae; Streptophyta; Magnoliopsida; Lamiales; Oleaceae. The record is from the annotation of a GenBank genome assembly.
AUGGCCCUUCACGAUUUGGGUAGAUGGAGAAAAGAGUUGGGGCUGCAGAAAAAGCGGCGAUUUAUUGCUUUGUUGAGAAAAUUUCCUUCUGUGUUUGAAAUUGUGGAAGAAGGGGUAUAUUCACUUCAGUUUAAGUUAACUCCAGAGGCCAAGAAGCUUUAUCUCGAGGAGUUGAAGGUUAGGAAUGAAACGGAGGACUUGUUGGUUAUCAAGCUAAGGAAAUUGUUGAUGAUGUCGAUUGAGAAGAGGAUUCUUUUGGAGAAGAUUGCCCAUUUGAAGACUGAUCUUGGACUUCCAUUGGAGUUUCGUGACACUAUUUGUAACUGA